This is a messenger RNA of Gadus macrocephalus (Pacific cod), 4812 nucleotides long. RefSeq names its product fibroblast growth factor receptor like 1a (gene fgfrl1a). Lineage: Eukaryota; Metazoa; Chordata; Actinopteri; Gadiformes; Gadidae. The record is from RefSeq and is a predicted model, not a curated record. Bases 1 to 1620 code for a protein of 539 amino acids. Gene Ontology annotation, cellular component: plasma membrane. Gene Ontology annotation, molecular function: fibroblast growth factor receptor activity; fibroblast growth factor binding. The transcript is spliced from 6 exons.
AUGAAUCACGGAGGGCGUAUUUCACCGGGGCUCAGAGACCCAGAGCGGCGGGGCUCAGAGACCCAGGGGCUCAGAGACCCAGAGCGGCGGGGCUCAGAGACCCAGAGCGUCGGGGCUCAGAGACCCAGAGCGGCGGGGCUCAGAGACCCAGAGCGGCGGGGCUCAGAGACCCAGAGCGGCGGGGCUCAGAGACCCAGAGCGGCGGGGCUCAGAGACCCAGAGCGGCCCAUGCAAGGACCUAGCUAUGUGGGACUCAAAUCUCUCUCUCUCUCUCUCUCUCUCUCUCUCUCUCUCUCUCUCUCUCUCUCUCUCUCUCUCUCUCUCUCUCCCUCUCUCUCUGUCUCUGUCUCUGUCUCUGUCUCUGUCUCUGUCUCUCUCUCUCUCUCUCUCUUUGUCUCUCCCUGUCUAGAUGACUCCAGUGCAGUGAGAGAUGCAACAGUGGUGGACCCAGUAGAACACCCCACGGAAGCUUCUGGAAAACAAGUGCGUCCCCGCUUCACCCAGCCGGCCAAGAUGAGGAAGCGUGUGAUCGCGCGGCCCGUGGGCAGCUCCGUGCGCCUCAAGUGCACGGCGAGCGGGCAGCCCCGCCCGGACAUCGUCUGGCUGAAGGAUAACCGCCCCCUGGAGGCGGAGGAAGGCGCGGCGGCCGAGGCGGCGGCGGAGGAGCGGGCAGCGGAGGAAGCAGGAGGAGAAGGAGAAGGAGAGGGAGGGAGGAAGAAGUGGACCCUGAGCCUGAGGAACCUGAGCCCAGAGCACAGCGGGAAGUACACCUGCCACGUGUCCAACCCCGCCGGCGAGAUCCACGCCACCUACAAGCUGGAGGUCAUCCAACGUACCAACUCCAAGCCCAUCCUGACCGGUACCCACCCGGUCAACACCACUGUGGACUACGGGGGGACCACGUCCUUCCAGUGUAAGGUCCGCAGCGACGUCAAGCCUGUCAUCCAGUGGCUGAAGAGGGUGGAGCCAGGCGACGAGAACAAAUAUAACUCCACUAUCGAGGUGGGAGACCACCGCUUCGUAGUGCUGCCCACGGGGGAGGUGUGGUCCCGGCCCGACGGCUCCUACCUCAACAAGCUGCUGAUCAGCCGCGCCAAGGAGGAGGACGCGGGCAUGUACAUCUGUCUGGGGGCCAACACCAUGGGCUACAGCUUCAGGAGCGCCUACCUCACCGUGCUGCCAGAUUUGAAGCCAAACGUCGCCCCCGUUCCCAUGGCAACCGCCCCCAGCCUCCCCUGGCCCGUUAUAAUAGGCAUCCCAGCAGGCGUGGUCUUCAUACUGGGCACCGCCCUUCUCUGGUUCUGCCAAUCAAAACGCACGUGCUCCACCUCAACUUCCUCGUCUUCCUCCGCCCUGCCGUCCGUCCAGCGGCCCACGAUGCCGGCCAAUCGGGAGCGAGCCGGCCCCGCGGCUCACGGCGCGCCGGCCAAUGGGGACAAAGACUGCCUGUCUUACGAGGACUACGUGGCCCAUCAGCAGCAGCAGCUGCUCCUGGCCCAGGGAGGCCCGGGACUGGCGCCCAAGGUGUACCCCAAGCUGUACACGGACAUACACACGCACACGCACUCGCACGUGGACGGCAAAGUGCACCAGCACCAGCACAUCCACUACCAGUGUUAGCACUGGGGGGCGCCGGCGGGGCCCAGAGACCAUCCACAUCUUCACUCGGUCUGUGUUUGGGGACUCGGCGAGAGACGCGGUCGGCACAGACACAGACGCAGUUAUCCGCUGUAGUCGAUCAUGACUCAGAGGACCGGGACACGGGAAGGAACGCGACGGACUGUGAGGAGAUCUGUGGACAAAACCGGAGAAGGGAACUUGUUUAAAGAAGUGUUUUUGUGUCCGAGGGUUUUUUGGAUCUCUUUUACAACCGUGAGUGUUUGCAUAUUGAGAGCUGGACAUAAAAACAAAAUUGAGGACUGCAGUGGAUCAGAAACAUAAUUAUUUACAGGUGGCAAUGCUUGCGUUGGGCCCUUACAACCCAGCAGUAAAACGCCUGCUAUUUAAGACUUUUCUGAAUACCAAACUCACCCACCCUUCUAGACCAUAUAUAUCAGCACCUGGAACCUUCUGCCAGCAACACAGACGUCCGUGGUGUGAGCUGAAAGCAUGUUUAACGUCAAACUCUUUUCUCUUUUCUCUACCUUUGCUCACCUUCGAUAACACUCUUACCUCCUUAGUAAAUGCAUAAAGUGCAUAUUGUAUUUACCUCGCAGAAAUCCAAACUGAUUUAUUUGUGCAAACUGAUGAAAACGAUGAGUGUGCAGAUCCUUCUUGAACGAACCGUCUCAUCCAAAUUAAAGAACGAUACAGUGUGCGGAAUAUGUGCAGUGGAUGUUCCGCAGUCAUUCGUUGUGGAGGAUUAGAGUCUAUAUUCCAUAGUCCAUGACUUCCACACCUGACGAGGCGUACCCAGAGCAGCGAACCCCUUCAGCCAAGGAGGCGCCCGAACCAGAUCAAGGCAUUGCGUCCGUGUUGGGAGACGCCGCGGUCUGGGCCUGCAGCGACCCUGUAAACCCCCCACCCCACACCCCUCAAACAGCACUCUGGUGGCGUUGUGGGUUUGCAAGACUCACUUCCCGGUGCGAAGGCCCCGUUCCCUAUUCCUCGUUGUCUACUUCUGAAGUUUGUUUGACACCCGCCAGCGUUUGAAUGAAACGGGAGCGGGCUGAGGGUGUGUGCGGGGGGGGGGGGGGGGGGGGGGGGGGGGCUGGGCAGACAGAUCAGGGAUAUCGGAUCUCCGCCCCCUGUCAGAACCGAGCGCUCCUCGAGCCGCUAAGCGAAGAGAUGGAGGAGCCAGUGGAGAAGGAAGCCCGCUUGAAAUUGUUUCCAGAUUUCUGGGAUUGCUGUGGAAUCACUAGAUAUGUAGCAGGCUCUUGUCACCCUCUUAUGAGAUUUAGAGGGGUUGAGAGAAGAGAGUUACAGCCAUUUCAAACUCUUUCUUUUUUCUUUAUUUUAAAAACAGGCAGAAGGGUUCAGCAUUAACCCCCGCAAGAUGUUCAGUAGACAAGGCGGUGAAUCAUACAGAACACACAUUUCCAUCAACGCUACGACAGAGAAACUAUAAAAGAGUGAAAUAUGUGAACGGAGAUUGCAUGUUGCGCUGUCGUUCGUGUACAGACAUUUUAAAAAGUGGCCUCCAUUAUUGUAUUGAUGUUGUAUGUGAAGGACAAAAGUAUUGUAAAAAUGCUAUAAAAACCAACACAAAUUAAAGAUAUGUGUAAAAUAUAUGUAUUUGUUAAAAAUAGGAGAGAACUUAAAAAAGUAAGUAAUAUUCUAUUCAUGUUUAUUAGAACUAAACUACAUAUAUCAUUAUUGGUACUAUAACCCACAAAUGAGAGCCAUAUGGACACAUUUAUUUACAGCAUUUGAUAUCAAAGUCAGUGGAGCUGAUGCUUAGCUGCUGACCCCAUUGAAAAUCCUACGUUGGUUUGUAAUAAAGCAAUAAACGUCUCUACCAGUGAAGCGACCAAAGGAGAACCCCUCAAACAAUUCUUUCACUAUAGCAGUGUGCUUCUCGCAGAUGGUUGUAGCUGGAACUUUAAUAGUUUUAAUGCUAGAUGGUCAUUGUAAAGGUGUUUCUUCAGUCCUGUUAACUAAACAGUGGAACAAAUUCAAAAGUUGAAUGUGAAAACUUAGGUUCUGGGUUUUCAGGGUUUGAUAACUAAAAUUUCUAGCACCAAAGUGUAAAGGUAUUUCUAGACAUCAUUAAUGGGUUCUCUGAUAACUCCAUUUUGCCUGGUAUUGGAUUUGCAGUAUAGCCAACAUGCUCCCUCAUUGGUUGCAUUAGAACAAACCCUCAGCUGACGAACCAAUCCCACAGAACAUUUUGAUCCAAUCAGCCAAUCACAAUGGACUAUUCUUUGGCUCUUGAAUUCUCAGGUGACCAUAGUAGUAUAUGAGCCAGACCCUUAUAUACAUCAGUGGAAUGUUAUAUUUAAUUGGUUGCCCUUGACUGCUUAAAUAAUAGCAUUAUUUCAAAGGUACAAUCUGUGCCUUUAAAAGUUUUAGAAAGUUGGUGAUUGAGAUUGUAUUCACCAUUUGAUAGCUAACAUUUCAUUUAUUGUACAGGGUGGUGUUGAUAACUUAAUUCUGGGCUAUGAAAUAAAUUUUUCAGUUGAGUAAGCAUUUGACAUCCAUCAAUGGAGUAUUAUAUAUUACUCCCAUUACGAAAGGAAAAGCAGUUCAAUAAUAGUUUAAGUAAUUAUUACUCCAUGUCUCAUUUUUAAUAAAAGAUCAAAUUAGAUUAUAUUUUUUAUAGUUUGUUUAACGUGGUGAUGAGCCCCUGGUGUUACGUGUUGAAGCUAUAUCACUGCCAAAUAGCCAGAUAAAUGUAUGUUCAUGCACUUAUUACUGUUGACUCUAUGAAAUUACAUUAUCUUUAGUAUUGAAACAAACGUUGCCAUGUCUAUUGUUUUAUUUUGUACGUUGUUUGAAACCUCUCCAAUAAUUUCAAUAUUUUUAAUGUGUUCAAAUCAACGUUGUUUCGUCUUAUUAUUUAUCCUCAUCUGAUACAACUCUUUCAUGUAACAUAAUUGGGCAUUUUAUGUGUGAUCGACGAGAACACUAAUGCUGUUUUUUCACCAAUAGUAAAGUGUAGUCGCAUGGUCAAUGUAGUCUUAUUGUAAGCUAUUUGGUAAAUCCCACAUGUAUCCAUGUAUGAUAUUUAUAUGUGCUGCAGGAAUAUACAACACUCUAUCGAUAAUCUUUGUAUCGACAAUCUUGUACAGUAUCUCAUUGUUAAGGAUGAGAAGUUAGCGUGUUAGAGCAACUACCUGUUCUUUCAUCACCAUUAAAAAUGUAACAAAUCAA